UGUCAAUGCGACCUCUGUUGUCCCAUCUUACUUUCCGUACAAGAGCUCACAUGACUGUCCGGUUUAUAGGUGAAACUUCCUUCUCAAAUUGUUCAAAGUUUUCUUUUUGUUCGAACAAAAAUGCUCCUGGUGUUGUUGGUGCUGUCGCUGGUGGCGGUUCGCGGGUCCAGCAGGUGUCCGUGUGUCCGACCAGAACUCUGCCGGCACAUCCAGGAAGAGAGAGACUUCGAGGUGUUUGUCUUUGAUGUGGGAGGAAAGGCAUGGAAAUCCUACAACUGGAGCAUGGUGACGACCUUGGCGAUGUUUGGACCGUAUGAUGCUGAGCUCAUGUGUCAUGCGCACUCUAAAGGUGCACGAGUCGUCCUCAAAGGGGAUGUUCAUUUGUCUUCUAUUGUGGACAAAUCCAACAGAACAACAUGGAUAACAGAUCAGGUCAACCUGGCCAAAAGACAGUUCAUGGAUGGCAUUAACAUUGAUAUUGAGCAAGCAGUGGAUGAAGGCUCGCCAGAGUACUACGCCUUGACAAAUCUGGUCAAAGAGACCACUGCAGCCUUCCACAAGGAAAUCCCAGGUUCCCAGGUCUCCUUUGAUGUUGCCUGGUCACCCAAAUGUAUUGACAAGCGUUGCUAUGACUACGUGACCAUCGCAGAGUCCUGUGACUUGCUUUUUGUGAUGUCAUACGAUGAGCAGAGCCAGAUCACCGGGGACUGCAUUGGCAUGGCAAAUGCCCCACUCCUCCAAACACUAGAAGCCUAUCAAGAAUAUAUAGACCUGAAGAUUGAUGCUAAGAAGCUGGUCAUGGGAGUACCAUGGUAUGGCUAUGACUAUCCCUGUGUCAACCUUUCCCAGAAGGGCGCUUGUUAUAUAGAGAAAGUUCCUUUCCGCGGCGCUCCCUGUAGCGAUGCUGCAGGACGGCAAAAACCAUACGAGUGGAUCAUGAAGCAGCUCAACAGCUCCAUGUCAGGAAGACUGUGGGAUGACGAGCAGAAAGCUCCCUACUUCUAUUACAAGGACCAGAAUGGACAAAUUCAUCAAGUUUGGUACGAUGAUCCACAGAGUAUUUGUCCCAAAGCAGACCAUGCUAAGGCUAAAGGCCUGAGAGGCAUUGGCAUGUGGAACGGCAACAUUCUGGACUACAGCCACGACCCUGUUGCCAUGCAGCAGACUGCAAUGAUGUGGAACGCCUUGUUAGGAUGCUAGCUGGGAUACGGUGCAGCCAGCUGGAAGAAUUUACAAGAUCCAGAGAGAACCAUUGUUCUAUCUGCUGCCAGUCCUUUUGUAGCAGUAAUGGGUUGUGGUUUGCCUCCAUAAGGCAUUUGAACCAGCUCCUGCCUUUAAACGCAGUAGCAAAUCAAGUCUUCCAGAAAGAUUUAUUUCAUAUGAUUUGUUCCUGAAAUGUUUCAUUUUCCAGAAUCACUCAUCUAAGAAGUGACACUCCAUGUUUUUUGAAAUAUUUUUAUGAAAGAUCAAAAUGAGGGGAAAAAAAGUCAAGUUAUAAAAACAACAUGGAGUCUGACAGAAAAUCCCAGUUUGGAAUUUUGUUCCACAUCAGAUGCUUUGAACAUGCAGCCCAGUCCAUGCAGGGUCUCCCUUAAGCUGACUUUUCUUCUGGAGCAGCUCCGCCUUCAGGGCCUUCAGCUCUGCAGCAGCCUGCUUCCUCAACUGCAAAUUAGAAGAGAAAACGUCUUUUCACAAGCACAUUUAACGAUAAAUCACCUUUCUAAAUUGUCACCCAUUUUCAAACGAUGGUAAAGGUGUUGAAGAAAUAAAUGUCUUACUUUGAUCUCUGCUACCAGCUUCAUCUCUGCAUCUUCUACUUUUCUCUUUAGGUUGUCAAUCUCGUAAGUUUCCUUCAUGAUUAGAACGGUGAGCUCAUUCUGAAAGAAAGAGAUCUUAUUUUUUUUACUUUUUGAUUAAAUCUGUACUAACAAGAACAUAAUUAUUGUUGUUUAUUGCAAAUUUGAUUUUCUGAAUAUGUUUUAAAAAUAAAAAAAGAUAUUUCAAUAUGCUGUUUUUGAUGGAUCAUAAAAUUAAAGUUUCUAAAUAAAA
Oryzias latipes (Japanese medaka) is the source of this 2049-nucleotide messenger RNA. It is a transcript of the gene ctbs, whose product is annotated as chitobiase, di-N-acetyl-. Gene Ontology annotation, molecular function: hydrolase activity, hydrolyzing O-glycosyl compounds; chitin binding. Gene Ontology annotation, biological process: oligosaccharide catabolic process. NCBI's taxonomy places the organism in Eukaryota, Metazoa, Chordata, Actinopteri, Beloniformes, Adrianichthyidae. The record is from RefSeq and is a predicted model, not a curated record.